AUGCUUAGAGAUCAACUACAAAAGGAUAUUACGGAAGCUCUUGAAAAAGAUACUUUUCCAACAGGGCGAGGCUUAAAUCAAGAAACUUGUCUCAAGCGGCCCGGUGAUACACGUUGGAACUCACAUUAUGGUACAUUACUUAGUAUCAUUUCCAUGUUCAAAUCUGUGGUGAAAGUGCUUAAAUUGAUUAUUGAGGAUGGCUCCACUGAUAAUCUAGGUGAAGCAAAUAGGUCAUUGAGAGGAAUACAAUAUUUUGAGUUCGUAUUUCAUUUAUUUUUCAUGAGAUCUAUAUUGGGAGCCACAAAUGACUUGUCACAAGCAUUACAAAGGAAAGACCAAGACAUUGGGAAUGCAAUGACUUUAGUCAAAGUUUGCAAGGAACAACUACAACACAUGAGAGAGAAUGCAUUUGAAGCCUUGCUUGAUCAAGUAUCUUCCUUUUGUGGCAAACAUGAUAUCUUGGUUCCAAACAUGGAUGAUGCAUAUGUCGCUCAAUGGAGAUCACAUCGGAGAGCUCCUAUAAUAACACAUCUCCAUCAUUAUCGUGUGGACAUCUUUAUUCAAAUCAUUGAGUGGCAACUUGCGGAAUUAAAUCAUCGCUUCAAUGAGGAAAAUACUGAGUUACUUCUUUGUUUGACAUGUUUGAGUCCGGAUGAUUCAUUCAUAGCUUUUGACAAACAAAAGGUACUUCGUUUUGCUGAAUUUUAUCCUCAAGAUUUUAAUCCCCGGGAUCUCUUGGCACUUGAAGAUCAACUUCAGAUUUAUAUUAAUCAUAUGCGUACGAUGACCGAUUUUUCUCAAUUGAAAGGGAUUGGUAGCCUUGCAAGAAAAUUGGUGGAGAAAGGGUUGCAUAGAACAUAUAAUUAUGUUUAUUUGCUUCUCACAUUAGCCUUAACUUUACCGGUUGCAACUGCUUCUGUGGAGAGAGCAUUUUCUGCUAUGAAUAUUGUGAAAGGUCCACUGCGCAACCGAAUGGGAGAUCAAUGGUUGAGUGAUAGCUUACUUGUUUAUAUUGAGAAAUAUGUGUUUGCUUGUAUUGAUAAUGAAACUGUAAUGCUACGUUUUCAGAAUAUGAAAACUCGUCGUGGACAAUUGUAA
Molecule: messenger RNA, 1098 nt
Organism: Prunus avium (sweet cherry)
Lineage: Eukaryota; Viridiplantae; Streptophyta; Magnoliopsida; Rosales; Rosaceae
Source: RefSeq, a predicted model, not a curated record